This is a messenger RNA of Brachypodium distachyon (stiff brome), 1319 nucleotides long. Its product is annotated as adenylyl-sulfate kinase 3. Gene Ontology annotation, biological process: sulfate assimilation. The transcript has 7 exons. Gene Ontology annotation, molecular function: ATP binding; adenylylsulfate kinase activity. The record is from RefSeq and is a predicted model, not a curated record. The coding region runs from base 390 to 1016 and encodes 208 amino acids. NCBI's taxonomy places the organism in Eukaryota, Viridiplantae, Streptophyta, Magnoliopsida, Poales, Poaceae.
AUCUCCUUGUCUCCUUGCCGAGCGACCCAGGCCCCUCGCUCCGCGGAUCUUCUUCCUCCUCGCGCGAGCGCCGCCACUCAUCACGCUGUCGAGCGCCCGAGCCCCCUAGCUCGUCUUCCUCCUCGCUCGAGCGCCUCCACCGCAGGUUAAUCUCCCCUUCGAUUCUCUCGCUCCCGACUGUUUCUCCUCCCAUCACCCCACGAACGGAUUCUGCCCUUUAGAUCCCCGUUUCAUAAUCUUCCCCAAUUCGUAACUGAGGCAAAAAUCAAGGUAGGGCGGCCGCCCUACCUUGCCCUACUGGGUCCUCCGCCAGUUCACUCCCCGGGCUGCCGGGGGCCCGUCUCUCGCUCCGCCCCACUAGAAAUGUAGGUGAGGACAGAGUUCUGCAAAUGUCGUCUACUGUGCCAAAGUCAUCAAAUAUCUUCUGGCAUGAUUGCCCAGUGGGUAAGACUGAUCGGCAAAAGCUACUGAAGCAGAAAGGUUGCGUUGUUUGGAUUACAGGCCUUAGCGGCUCAGGUAAAAGCACCUUGGCGUGCACAUUAGGUCGAGAGCUCCAUACAAGAGGGAAGCUUGCGUAUGUUCUUGAUGGUGACAACUUAAGACAUGGUCUUAACAAGGAUCUUGGAUUUGCAGCUGAAGAUCGUGCUGAAAAUAUACGCAGAGUUGGUGAAGUAGCAAAGCUAUUUGCAGAUGCAGGUCUACUGUGCAUAGCUAGUUUCAUAUCUCCGUAUAGGAGAGACCGAGAGUCUUGUCGCGCACUAUUAUCUGACGGUAGUUUUAUCGAAGUUUUCCUGAACAUGUCCUUGGAAUUGUGCGAAGCAAGGGACCCAAAGGGCCUCUAUAAGCUCGCCCGUGCAGGAAAAAUAAAAGGUUUUACUGGUAUUGAUGACCCUUAUGAAGCACCAUUAAAUUGCGAGAUUGAGAUCAAGGAAUUGGAUGGCGUAUGCCCUUCACCUUCUGACAUGACGAAACAAGUGGUUGCUUACCUUGAGGACAAAGGCUUUCUGCAUGAGUAGACUGAGACGGAAUCUGUCGGGAUGGAAAACCAUCGUUGUUGGAUACUACUAGCACUAGAUUAGCGCAGAAUAAGUCAAGCGCUGGCAGGCUUUUUUCUGUAUUUAUUUAGAUUGAAAUGAUUGCGUGCGUUGAUCUGGUUACCCAUACUUUCGUCAUUUUCUUCUCUUUGUUGCACUAGGGAAAUGUGCCGUGCAAUGCUAUUCAGAACAGAGCAGUAUGUUCCCUAAUUUAUUAGCCUUAUAACUUGUCAUGCUAUCUUGAUGAGAUAACAAAGCUUUAAUUCUUGCAGCAUAGUAUAUCAA